CUUCGGUCGGUGUUUAUCCUCAUUGGAACAAUCUGGAAGUGCAACGUAGCCAGCUUUGCGUCAGCCGUUUUGCGCAGUUGUUGUCGAGGCGGAGACAAGUUAGGUGCUCCGAGGAAGAACUAGUUAGCGCAACUUCUUGUGGAGAAGUGUCGUGCGUUGUGCUAUAAACACCGAGUUGACUUUAGGAUGUCAGUGUUGUCUGUCGUCAAUUACAACUACAAAACAGACAUGCUUGACACAGUAAUUCGUGAUCCGGGCCUCCAGAGCACCAUGGAUCAGAAGCCAUGUCGCAAACGACAACGGCUCGAUCACCUCACAGCAGAAGAGAAACUGCUGAGACGCAAAAUGAAAAAUCGCGCAGCCGCACAGAGUGCUCGUGACAGAAAGAAGGCGCAUAUGGACGAGCUCGAAGUAGAGGUUGACCAGCUCCGGUUGGACAAAGACAAGUUGGCUACGGAGAACGAUCGACUUCGUGAAAUCAUUGCUGAACAACGAGAACAGAUUGACAAGCUGCGCCAGCGAUUAGCCACCGUCGAGACCGGAGGGGUCCAGCAGAUUGUGCAGAACGCAGUGGAAGAAAUUACGGUGACAGAUAAUUCCCUUGAGCAUGCAUUGCCCAUUAGUGGACCUCAGCCGAAGGACCAGGUAUCGAUGACACCGUUAUUAUUUCUCCUGUGGCCUCACCUGCUACUCCUCCUGUACUUGAUGGGAACGGAAGUGAGACGGAGAACGUCGAUGAAGUUGAUGACGGUAAACCCGAAGAGCGUCACCUAUCCAUAUUCGACUAUAAAGACAUCGUUGAUCUUCUGCUCAACCAGCCUGAAUAUGGAAGCGAACCAAACCGACCGCCUAUUAUCGAGGUGGACUCCGCACCGCUUGAAAACCUAGAUCACAUCUAUCACAAGCAGCUUCAACGCGAAACCGGUGUAAUCCCUAGCAAAGCGGACAAAGCUAUAGCGGUUACCGAAGAGCUUCUUGUCCCUCUGGAUAAUCUUAAUGAUUCGAGACCUCCAUCGUCAAUGUCAUUAACAUGCCCGCGAUCUCCAUUCUCGAGUGCCUGUUCCUCUGGCUACGAGUCCGAUCAGAAAGAGUCGGAUUCGACGUUUUCAGACCACAGCAGCAGUGACGAUUCGGAUGUGAUGGCUUGGGAAAAUAGCUUUUCUGACCUCUUCCCUGACUUGGUCUAAUUGGCAAGAUCCCAAUGUAAUUGUCAAUUCGUUCUUUCUCGAAAGUGAAUUGACACUUCGAAAUUGUACAAAAGCUUGUUUAGCGUAAAUUAUUAGUUAGCUACGAUUAGGAUUAUAGAAUAUUAUUACUAUAGAUAUCUACGUACCCUAUGUAUACUUAGGUAGAAUGGAGGUUGUCCUGCAUUCACAACAAAAAUGCAUGUCGAUUAUCAUUUGGUCAUUAGGACAUACGACGAUGGACGUGGACCUAUGUUUCAUCAUCAUCAUUAUUAUUACUAUUAUACAGAGUGGUUUUUCGGCGUUGUACAGCCGGUGUUCAUGAAAUAAAGAAGCGCUUGUGUACAUUGUAAA
This is a messenger RNA of Varroa destructor (honeybee mite), 1538 nucleotides long. It is a transcript of the gene Xbp1, whose product is annotated as X box binding protein 1. Gene Ontology annotation, cellular component: nucleus. Gene Ontology annotation, molecular function: RNA polymerase II transcription regulatory region sequence-specific DNA binding; DNA-binding transcription factor activity, RNA polymerase II-specific. The record is from RefSeq and is a predicted model, not a curated record. NCBI's taxonomy places the organism in Eukaryota, Metazoa, Arthropoda, Arachnida, Mesostigmata, Varroidae. Gene Ontology annotation, biological process: regulation of DNA-templated transcription.